AUGAGGGCGUCAGCAACACCCCUCGCCGUGGCGCUCGCCACCUUGCUCGCCUCACUUUCGACACUCACCACGCUCGUCUCCGCCGAGCAUGUUCGCUUCGGCCAUCACAACCGGCACAUGCUCUCCCACCGCGAUGCAUCUACCCUCACCGCCAAACAAAAGGGCAGCAAGCUAGGCUACGAGGAGCACACUACUCCAAAAGUUCCCUCUGGCGCGCGUCUCACAUCUAUCAGCGUCGGCACGGGUACGCACAAGCUCGCAGUCUACUGGACGCGCAAGCCAGCCAAUGGCAAGGCGAAGCAGGCGUUUGUCAUGAUCCAUGGCCGCAACCGAAACGGCGGGGAUUACUGGCAGACGAUGAACAGUGUGCUCAAGUCAGCGGUGAAGGACAAGUUUGCUUCGGCGGACGCGAAUGCUAUUAUUGUGGCGCCCGAGUUCUACUCGAAGAAGCUCAACUCGGGUCAGUACAAGAAACACGAGCUCGCGUGGGACGACGUCAAUGCGUGGCAGGCGGGCGAGGCUGCGAUCCACCCCAAAGGGGCUAAGGAGUCGAGUUUCGAUGCGCUGGAUGUGUUCUUUGACGAAUUUUCCAACACCACCAAGUACCCCAAACUCGAAGAGCUCGUGUUCGUCGGACACGGUGGCGGCGGGCAACUCAUCAACCGGUACGGGAUUGUUGCGAAGGACAUGUCGUCCAAAGCGCUCAGCGUCAGGUUUAUCGCCGGCGACCCAUCCUCUUCAGCAUACUUCACCGAAGACCGUCCGACAACUAACGCCGCCAUUGCAUCGAAAGCUACUUGCCCACUGUACAACACCUGGCGCUACGGCUUCACCAACUUCACGGGCACCCUCGACGGCCUCAAGACCCCGCGCCAGUACUUUGCGCAGAACGUCAAACGCGACGUGCGCUACAUUGUUGGCUACAACGACACAGCCGUCUCGGGCGACCAGUACUGCAUGGCCAUCCUUCAAGGUGGAGUUGCGCGAAGGGACCGCAACCUUGCCUGGUGGAAGUACAUCAACAUGCUGGCACGCACUAACGAGGACGUUUCGGGCCUACCAGGGAACCUGACCCGCGAAACUCUGCCCGACUGGAGCGAUUUGAGCGGCGGCAAGCUCGCACAUACACUGACGGUGAUCGAGGGCGCGACGCAUAACGCAGAUCAGGUGUUCAACAGCCAGCAGGGCCGGACGGUGCUGUUUGAGAAGCAGCAGGGCAAGGUCCAGCGGGGCUGGAGGCCGAAGGGGUAUAACGUCUCCGGAGUAGCGUCGGGGGUGUUCACGACAACGAGUGGCAGUGCGAGUGCAGCGAGGGUGACGAGUAGCGCGGGUGGCGUAAGUCAGCAACAGUCCAAUUCCCAGCCUACUUCGGGUUCGACGAGUAGCAACAAGCGCAGUUCGACGGCACUGGUGGUCGCAACGGCCAUGUUGGCCGCUGUCGCUGCUGUCGUCUGA
Molecule: messenger RNA, 1455 nt
Organism: Sporisorium graminicola
Lineage: Eukaryota; Fungi; Basidiomycota; Ustilaginomycetes; Ustilaginales; Ustilaginaceae
Exons: 1
Coding region: 1-1455 (484 amino acids)
Source: RefSeq, a predicted model, not a curated record